Messenger RNA from Eurypyga helias (sunbittern), 2186 nucleotides. RefSeq names its product kelch repeat and BTB (POZ) domain containing 3 (gene KBTBD3). The coding region runs from base 94 to 1938 and encodes 614 amino acids. Lineage: Eukaryota; Metazoa; Chordata; Aves; Eurypygiformes; Eurypygidae. The record is from RefSeq and is a predicted model, not a curated record. The transcript has 3 exons. Gene Ontology annotation, molecular function: protein binding.
CCCAAACCCAGUAUUUUUUUGGUUUCUGGGUUUGGCUUGGAAUUUUUAUCCCCUCCUUUGUCAAUUCAGUUUCAGGAGUAAUUUGAAGAAACCAUGGCAAAUCAACGGGAUUACAUUAGCAGACCUAUUUGCAAUGGAAUUUCUGUUCCUGAAAAUAAAAUCAAUUCCUUAGUGGCUGAAGGUCAUGGACAACAAAUUCUAAAAGUACUACAAAAGUUCAGAGAACAAAAUAUAUUCUUUGACUUCAAAAUUCUUGUGAAAGAUGAAAUAAUUCCAUGUCAUCGUUGUGUACUGGCAGCGUGCAGUGAUUUUUUCAGAGCCAUGUUUGAAGUUAAUAUGAAAGAACGAGAUGAUGGCAAUGUUACUAUUAGUAAUCUAUCACCCAAGGCAGUGAAAGCUUUUCUUGAUUAUGCUUACACAGGAAAAACAGAGAUAACAAAUGAUAAUGUGGAAAUGCUCUUCCAACUGUCGUCAUUUCUUCAAGUUUCACUCCUUUCCAAAGCUUGCAGUGACUUUCUAAUAAAAAGUAUUGAUCUUGUGAAUUGCUUACAGUUGCUUUCUCUAUCUGAAAGUUACGGUUCUGGGCGUUUAUUUGAUCAUGCGCUAGAUUUUGUACAGCACCACUUUUCCUUGCUGCUCAGAUCAAGUGAUUUUUUGGAGAUGAAUUUUGAGAUAUUACAAAAAUGUCUUGAGGCUGACGAACUGGAUGUCCCCGAGGAAGAAUCAGUGCUGAAAGCUGUCCUUCAAUGGACCAAACACAACUUAGACACACGACAGAAAUAUCUGCCUAAUUUGAUUAAAAAAGUGAGACUACAUCAGUUACCUGAAAAGACUUUGCAGGAGUUUCUGGAUUCUGAAGAACACUUACUCAAGAGUGCCAAUUGCUCAGUAAUAAUCAAUGAUGCAGUUGAAAGUGUGCAGAAUUUUAGUGGCCUGUUUCCAGAUGCACGUCCGUCAACAACAGAAAAAUACAUAUUUGUUCAUAAAACUGAUGAAGAUGGAGAAAACAGACAUACAUUCUGCUACAACAUCAAAACAGAUAAGUGGAAAGAACUACCACAUACGCACAUGAUUGAUCUUCCAGGGUCAAGUCUAUCUAGCUAUGGAGAAAAAAUAUUUAUAACUGGAGGAUGCAAAGGGAAUUGCUACAGGACUGUCAGGCUUCAUAUUGCUGAACCAUUUCAUGAUGCCACUGACCAAACCUGGUGCUACUGUCCGGUGAGCAAUGAAUUCUCCAUAGUGUCAGCUAUGAAAAAACCAAGGACAAUGCACACAUCUGUUGUAACCUUAAAUCAGCUGUUUGUAAUAGGUGGGAAGACCAGAGGAGCUCAAGAAACCCGAAGUCUUUUGGAUGUAGAAUCCUAUAAUCCUCUUUCCAAAGACUGGAAAUCUGUAAGCCAAUUACCAAGAGGUAUCUACUAUCCAGAAGCAAGUGCAUGUCAGAAUAUAAUUUAUGUCCUUGGCUCAGAAGUGGAGAUUACUGAUGCUUUUAAUCCAUCUCUUGACUGUUUCUUUAAGUAUAAUGCUAUGACUGAUCAGUGGUCUGAGCUUGUAGCAGAAUUCGGGCAGUUUUUCCAUGCAACUCUAAUCAAAGCCGUUCCAGUGAACUGUACAUUGUACAUAUGUGAUCUCUCCACCUACAAGGUCUACAGUUUUUGUCCAGAAACCUGUGUUUGGAAAGGGGAAGGAUCUUUUGAAUGUGCUGGCUUUAAUGCAGGGGCUGUUGGGACAGAAGACAAAAUUUAUAUAUUAGGUGGCGAUUAUGCUCCAGAAGAAAUCACAGAUGAAGUUCAAGUCUACCACAGUAGUAGGUCUGAGUGGGAAGAAGUUUCACCAAUGCCAAGAGCCUUAACUGAGUUUUACUGUCAGGUCAUUCAGUUUAAUAAAUACAGGGACCCCUGGUCAUCUGUACUGACAAUUUGCUCUGGAGAAUUUUGAAACUCCAGACACAAGGGAAUCUAUUUAAAUGCACAAGUUUUAGAACAUAUUUUUAGGUACUAAUUUACAGAUGGAAAAAUUAUGUACUGUUUUGUUUAAAGCUUCCGUUUAAAUUGUAUGCUAUAGAAUUGCUUUUGGAAGAGUCCAUUAAAUUGUCAUUCAUGCUAGUCAUUAUCUAGAAAGCAUUACCUAAUUUUAUAUGCAAGUCUUCUCUGUAAUUAUCUGAAUACUUUGCAAAAUGAUACUAC